AUGCUGACCUCCGUCGAUGGAAUCAAAGGACAAGUCUUCGACUAUAUCAUCAUUGGUGGUGGAACUACUGGUCUCAUUUUAGCGACAUGUUUGUCAGAAAACCCAUCAACUUUGGUGCUUGUCUUGGAGGCAGGCAGUGCUCAUAUCGAUGAUGCCAAUCUACUGAUACCUCAACAACGUUGGUUGUUUGUGGGCAAACCUGAAUACGACUGGAGCUUUAAAACUGUCAUGCAAAGGAAACACAACAUCACGCCAAAGACAGAAUAUUCACUUGGCCUAGGGGGAAAGGACUCGGAGGCAGUUCCGCAAUCAACAAUCUCCUCUGGAAUAAGCCAGCGCGCUGUAGAUGAGGAAUCUUGA
This is a messenger RNA of Suillus fuscotomentosus, 360 nucleotides long. RefSeq lists its product as uncharacterized. The transcript is spliced from 6 exons. The coding region runs from base 1 to 360 and encodes 119 amino acids. The record is from RefSeq and is a predicted model, not a curated record. Gene Ontology annotation, molecular function: flavin adenine dinucleotide binding; oxidoreductase activity. NCBI's taxonomy places the organism in Eukaryota, Fungi, Basidiomycota, Agaricomycetes, Boletales, Suillaceae.